Messenger RNA from Rotaria socialis, 942 nucleotides. NCBI's taxonomy places the organism in Eukaryota, Metazoa, Rotifera, Eurotatoria, Philodinida, Philodinidae. The record is from the annotation of a GenBank genome assembly.
AUGACUAAAGUAAAUGUUACAAACCACAUAACAACUGCGAAUUUUCGUGAAAAUUCAAUUCAUCUUACAGAUCUAACUGAGUGUCCCAUAUGUUGUAAUGGAAUUCAAACGAAUCAAAUAAAACAGAUGUCCUGUUGUGGAACAAAAAUUUGUUUAUCAUGUUUUGUAACUCAUACAGUUACAAAUAUUCGUAGUGGAACGGCAAAAAUUGAGUGUCCAACUUGUUCAGAACAUAUAAACUCAUCGACAAUACUAUAUAAUAGUGAAAUACCAGUAACAGUACGUGAACGUUAUCAAGAAAUUUUAGCUCGAGAUUUAUCCGAAAACUCAAAUAAUUUUAUAAAAUUAUGUCCACAUUGCAAUUUUAUAACCAUACUAGAUGAAGACCAUCCCAUAAUUAAUCGAGAGAAGUCACGUGGUGCAUCAACAGAAUGGAUAUGCUGUGAACAAUGCAGUAAGGAAUGGUGUUGGCCAUGUUAUGCACCAUCACAUCCCGGUAUAACAUGUAGGAAAUAUAAAAAUAGUCAUACAGUACUUGAUAUGUGGGCUCGAAUACGUCGUUCGGAUAAUCAACAACGUAAUGCUCAACGCUGUCCUAAUUGUUCAAUAUAUAUCGAAAAAAUUGAUGGAUGCGAUCAUAUGGCAUGUACAAAAUGUAAUACGAAAUUUUGUUACCGUUGUGGAGGUACAAUGAGAUUGCCUUCUUCUAUUGGACAUGAUGCUAAAUAUUCAUUAUUCGGCUGUAAAUAUAAACUUUGGCCAAAUCAUCCACUAUUACGUUGGCUAGUACGUGGUUCAAUAUUUAUCGGUGUUAUUCUUCUUACGCCAAUUGUACUAGCUGUACUUAUUGCUCUUAUUGCUAUAGCAAUUCCAAUCGUUCUUGCGAUUGCUUUUUUCGCUAUACCGAUAUAUGCGUGUAUUCAAUGUUACAAAUAUGCAUAA